AUGGAACGAAUUCAACGUCAGAGAGGCGACCUGCCUCGAGACGCCGUGCUGAUCCUCGCCUGGGUCGUCCACGCCCGGAGGCAGAUAACGGUCCCGGAGCUUCAGGAGGCCCUUGCAGUUGAAAUUGACAAAUCUGCGCUGGAUGAGGACAAUAUUCCGACUGUUGAUCACAUAACCAGGGCAUGUGCCCCGUUGAUUGCGGUCGAUACGGAGAGCAACAUUGUCCGACUGGUCCACUAUACGACCCAGAAAUACUUGGAACGCACCCGAGAUAUUUGGUUCCAGAAUGCACAAAUCGACAUCACAAGGAUUUGCAUCACAUAUCUCUCGUUCUCAGCGUUCGAGAGCGGCUUCUGCAUCUCAGAAGCCAAGUUUUGGGAUACAGUGGAGACAAACAAGCUCUACGAUUAUGCAGCUCAAAAUUGGGGACAUCAUGCCCAUGAGCCCUUUGCCCUGAGCUGGGAAGCCCUAGAGGUAGUCGACUUUCUCGAGCGUGAGGGAAUACUACAGGCUUGUAGUCAAGCACUAAUGGUCCCUAAGUAUCAGCAUUUGCGCUAUGCAAGCCAAAUGGUUCCGAGACAGAUGACAGCUCUACACCUGGCAGGCUACUUCGGCCUUCAUGAUGUGGCGGUGACCCUGCUUGCACGAGGGCAUGAUCCGAAUAUUGAAGAAGAAGACGAUACAAUGGUGAAGUUGCUGCUGGAUAACGGUGCUCAGCCAAACUUCCAAGAUAACAAUAGUCAUCUAACGGAGUUUCCACUGCUGUGGGCUGCGAAAACUGGACACAAAGAGGUGGCCAGGUUGUUACUUGAGGCAGGCGCGGACCCGAGCGCAAAAGAUAGCUUUGAUGGAGACGGUCGCACACCACUUUCAUACGCGGCCCAAAGAGGAUACCAGAAUGUCAUGGAGGUGUUGCUUGCGUCUGGGAAGGUCGACGCCGACUCCAGGGAUAUCGAUGGACGAACGCCGCUAUCCUAUGCUUUUGACAACAAGGUUGCCCGGGUUCUGCUGGCUUCCAGCAGAGUCAAUGUCGACUCAAGAGACGAGGUCGGCAGGACACCGCUGUGGCAUGCUGUCGAUGAUGAGCGCCUUGACGUGGUGCAGCUACUACUUGCGUAUGGCGCCGAUCGCGAGUCGAAGGACAACUUUGGCCAGAUACCACUCAUGAAAGCCAAAGAGGGACUGGAGGCUUACAAAAAGGGAAACAAGUGGCCCGAUGACUUACGAAAAUCCCAGAGAGUCCUCAGCCUGCUGGUAUAG
This is a messenger RNA of Cladophialophora carrionii CBS 160.54, 1260 nucleotides long. RefSeq lists its product as uncharacterized. Bases 1 to 1260 code for a protein of 419 amino acids. Gene Ontology annotation, molecular function: protein binding. The transcript is spliced from 2 exons. NCBI's taxonomy places the organism in Eukaryota, Fungi, Ascomycota, Eurotiomycetes, Chaetothyriales, Herpotrichiellaceae. Gene Ontology annotation, cellular component: nucleus; cytoplasm. The record is from RefSeq and is a predicted model, not a curated record.